Cicer arietinum (chickpea) is the source of this 2074-nucleotide messenger RNA. Its product is annotated as calmodulin calcium-dependent NAD kinase-like. Gene Ontology annotation, molecular function: kinase activity; ATP binding. The record is from RefSeq and is a predicted model, not a curated record. NCBI's taxonomy places the organism in Eukaryota, Viridiplantae, Streptophyta, Magnoliopsida, Fabales, Fabaceae.
GGUAUUUAAAAAAGAGAAUAUAAUAAUAAAAAAACCCAAAAGCAACCAUCAUUUUAAAACUAAAUGAGUAUAUGAAGGCGAUGAAUUAAAUGAUUAUUUAAUAAUGUAAUGAUUAUUUAAUAAUGUAACGAUGAGCUGUUUCAUCGUGCCAUUUUAAUAUUUGAAUGAGCUAGAGAGGUGAUAAUAAUUGGAACUAAAAUAGAGAGAGCCAACCCCUGACACCUGUGGCUGUAGUCGAUUAAUUUGUGUGUUGUGAAUCUCCAGCAAUAUGCAGCAAGGUAUUUUACUCUAGCACAUAAAUAAACAUAAGUUGAAUUUGGUUCAUAAAUUAUAUCAUCUAAGACAUGAAUAAACUAUAACUACACAUUUUCAGAUGGUUCUUCAAUUGGUAAAGCCAUCCAUCUCACACAUGUUCUGGCUGCCUCCUUUGCCGGUUUGAUUGUCGCCGGAGCCGCCUCGCGUUACCGGAAGCAAGGGUCCACGGUGGUGGUAGAUCAGAAGAUCGUUCCCCAAGUGUAUAGAACAGAAUCUGAUCGUUUUGGAAAGAUAGAAAAAUUCUCCCACUAUGUCGGCUUGUGUGUUGGCAGCUAGGCAAAUAGGAUUUGAAGAUGCUAGUGAAGUCCCAGAGUUAUGCAUACUAGCCCAAGAAUAUCUAAAAAAAUCCAAAGGGUGUGACCAAAGCAUAUAUGAAUAUGUUGCCAAUGAAAAUGAUUCAAGUUCUCUCUAUGUCAAAUUGGUUGAUGAGUUUGAAAGAUGCAUCCUCAGUUAUUUUGCAUUUCAUUGGAAACAAGCUCCAAAUGUUAUUAGUCAGGUAUUGAAUAUUGAGUCUCAACACAAAACAAAGUUGAAGGAAAUUCUAUUGGCAGCUACAAGGAAACAGAGAUUUGAGACAAUAACAAAGAACCUGAAGGUGACAAGAGUUUUCUCUACUUUGGUAGAAGAGAUGAAAUUAAUCAAUGGAAGUAAAUCUAAAGAAGUCAUGAUACCCAUGGCCCACAAUGAGAGGAGUCCAGUGUUGCUGCUAAUGGGUGGUGGUAUGGGAGCUGGAAAGAGCACUGUUCUUAAAGACAUUCUUAAAGAAUCAUUUUGGUUAGAAGCAGCUUCAAAAGCAGUGAUUGUUGAGGCAGAUGCUUUUAAGGAAAAUGAUGUCAUAUAUAAAACCAUUAAAUCAAGGGGUCACCACGAUGACAUGCUUCAAACUGCUGAAUUGGUACAUCAAUCUUCAACUGAUGCUGCAUCGUCUCUAUUAGUGAGAGCUUUAAAUGACGGGCGAGACGUGAUCAUGGAUGGUACCUUAGCAUGGGAACCUUUUGUGGAGGAGACUAUUGCUAUGGCAAGAAAUGUUCACAAAUGUAAGUAUAGGAUGGGAGUAGGGUAUAAAGUUGAAGAGGAUGGAACAAUUACUGAGAAUUAUUGGCAUCAAGUGAACGAGGCAGAAGAAGAACAUCAAUCAGAAGAAGAACUACGCGUGCGAAAGCCUUACAGAAUCGAGCUAGUCGGCGUGGUUUGUGAUGGCUAUCUUGCAGUUAUUAGAGGCAUUAGGAGAGCUAUUAUGACAGGAAGAGCAGUGAGGGUGAAUUUACAAUUGAAAUCUCAUAAAAGAUUUGCUAAUGCAGUUCCAAGAUAUUGCAAACUUGUUGAUAAUGCUAGAGUGUUUUGCACAAAUGGUGUUGGUGUUCCACCAAAGCUUAUUGGGUGGAAAGAUGGUAAUCACAAUCUACUAGUAGAUCCUGAAGACAUAAAAAGCUUGAAAAAUGUAGCAAGUUUAAAUGAUAAAGCUGAUUCCAUAUGUGAACUUCACAAGAAGCCUAAUCCAGUAAUGGAACCUGGUUCUAUUUGGAAUGACUUUGUUUUGUCACCUUCAAGGUCAAGUGACCAAAAAGAGUUAAGAAAAUUCAUUUGUAAAAGAGAGAAAUUCCUCAUAAAAAUGUGACCAAUAUAGUUGCUGCCAUAAAACAUUUGGCUUUUUAAUGGAUUAGUGUAAAACCAUUAAGAAGCAUACCUUCGUUAGGACAUAAGAUGCCUCACCUCAAAGUUUACAAUAAUUUUUUUUAAAAUACUACUACUUUUACUU